AUGGUGACUCGUGCCCGGACCGGUGCGCUCCGCCCGAGUAAGUGGUACUCCGCCGACGAGUAUCUUCUCGUGGCUUCCACGUCGGCACCGUCUCCCCUCCCAUCGUCGGCUCGAGCGGCUCUUCGUGACCCUCAUUGGCUCGCCGCGAUGCAGGAGGAGUUUGACGCUCUUCAGUGCAACCGCACCAUGGCACGUGCCGGUGUGGAUUUCACCGACACCUUCGCCGCGGUUGUCAAACCGGGCACCAUCCGCACUGUUCUGCAGCUGGCGGUCUCCCACUCGUGGCACGUCCACCAGAUGGAUGUCUCCAACGCGUUCCUUCAUGGCCAUCUCGCCGAGCAGGUCUACUGUCAGCAGCCCAUCAGGCAGUGCCUGCUCUCGUGCUCACUCUACCCGCUCUCGCAGGCCCCUCGUGCUUGGUACCAGCGUAUUGCUGCAUUCCUUCAGCAGCUUGGCUUCCAAGCCACUCGCUCGGAUGCCUCUCUGUUUAUAUACCAGCACGCUAGUGGGACGGCUUAUCUGCUGCUCUACGUUGACGACAUCAUCCUGACCGCUUCCUCGACCGAGCUUCUUCGUCAGCUCACGGCUUGCCUCGGCACCGAGUUCGCCAUGAAGGACCUCGGUCCUUUGCACUACUUCCUCGCGAUCGAGGUAGUGCGGCGUGCGGACGGGUUCUUUCUUCAUCAGCAGCAGUAUGCCCAGGAGUUACUCGAGCGCGCCGGCAUGCUUAACUGCAAGCCUGCACCUAUGCCUAUCGACACGAAGGCCAAGGUCUCUGCUCUUGAGGGUACUCCGUCACAGGACGCCGCCUUCUACAGGUCCAUCAUCGGUGCUCUUCAGUACUUGACGCUCACUCGGCCCGACUUGCAGUACGCAGUUCAGCUGGUGUGCUUACACGUGCACGCUCCACGUGAUUCUCGCUGGUCCUUGGUGAAGCGGAUCAUUCGUUACAUCCGCGGCACCAUGGCUCUGGGUCUCACAUUGACGGCGUCCUCUUCCACUGACCCGGUGGCUUACUCAGAUGCCGACUGGGUUGGCUGUCCUGACACUCGUCGCUCCACCUCCGGCUAUUGCGUCUACCUCGGGCCCUCUCUCAUCUUGUGGUCGUCUAAAUGA
Messenger RNA from Aegilops tauschii subsp. strangulata, 1116 nucleotides. Lineage: Eukaryota; Viridiplantae; Streptophyta; Magnoliopsida; Poales; Poaceae. The record is from RefSeq and is a predicted model, not a curated record.